AUGUCACAGUUCCGGAAAGCGUUCAUGGCCGCCGUCGUCAAGAGCUUGCUUCGAGGCAAGUCCCUGAUACAGGCCAUCUUGGCCUUUUGGUUAUCAGGAAACAAGAAGAGCAAGGAAACAAACGGUCAGAAGAAGACUCUCCAGCAGUUCUUAAAGGAUGCCGAGGCUGCACUGGUCGGUCCCAUCAGCGGUGAUGGCCUGCAAGAGAUUUCAGUCAAGUUGAAGGGGCAGAUCCUGGAGGGGCUCAACGCGGAUUUGCAAUGCAUGCUUCCUUCAUACAGCCAUCAACUGCCAUCAGGAUCCGAACGUGGCCAGUACCUGGCCUUGGACGUGGGAGGAUCGACACUGCGAGUUGCCUUGGUUGAGCUGCGAGGACGCGGGGCGGGUUCUGGAAAUGCCACAGAAAUUGUGAGCAUGCAAAACUACAAAAUCACCAAGGAGGUCAAGGAUCUCGAGGGAAUUGCCUUUUUCGAGUGGAUGGCUGCGCGCAUUACGGAAACGAUCCAAAGCACGCUCAAUAAACAACACAGUGCUGAGGAUCCCCUGCCUAUUUCUUUGGCGUGGAGUUUCCCCAUCGAACAAACCUCUCUUGGUGGUGGCAAACUUGCAGCCAUGGGCAAAGGCUUUUUGGCCGAUAUUGGUCUUGUUGGACAAGACCUGGGAGACAUCGUCAGGACCGCAUGCAAGAAUCAAAAUCUCCACGUCGAGCUCAAGGCCAUCCUGAACGACUCGAGUGCCUGUUUGCUAUCACGAGCGUACUCUCACUCGUCGACACGAUUCGGUCUCAUCCUGGGUACCGGUGUCAACAUCGCUGCCUAUCUGCCCGUCUCCUCUAUCGGCCGAGUGAAAUUCGGCGAGCGACCGGCCGGCUGGUUCGAUGAGGCGUCUCACGUCAUCGUCAACACAGAACUCGGCAUGUUUGGGUCCAAGAUCCUACCCCUGACUCGAUGGGACCGACAGCUUCUCAAGGAGCACCCCAGACCUGACUUUCAGCCCUUGGAGUACAUGACUAGCGGCAUGUACCUCGGUGAGAUUGUGCGUGACACCACCACGGACCUAUCACAGGCCAUCAGCGCCUUCACUCAAAAAUACCCUUCAACUCACACUCCUAGUGUUAUUGACAUGAGCGCCAUCAAGGCCAUUGCAUCGUUCGUUUCCGUGCGUUCAAGUGCGCUGAUCGCCUCUGCCGUCUACGCCCUCUGGGAUAUUCGCCUAGAAGGCGAUGAAAAGUUUCUCUCAACCCUGCCCGAGUCCUCUCCUCUUCGAACCAAGGUUCAGGAAGACAUCAAGAUGGAGAUGACUACCGUUGCCUUCAAUGGCAGUGUCAUUGAGCACUAUCCAGGCUACUUGGCUAGUUGCCAACGAUACAUCAACGACUUGAUGGAAAGCAACUCAUCCGGCCAGCCAAAGUCCAUUGAGCUUGUUUCCGCCAAGGAGAGCUCACUGACAGGAGCUGCUGUAGCACUGGCGUGUGUGGACUCAUGAGAAGGAGAAUAAAAUCAACAAAACCGAAAACCAAACCUUCUUUUUCGUGCUUGUCUAAGAGGAAGCGCGUGUGUGCGUGUGUGCGUGUGUGCGUGGGUACGCAAAGACAUGAUACCUGGGAUGAUGUGUUAUGUUUACUGGGAUAUACGGGUAUGCGAAGGUGAUGCAUACGUAGAGGCGCCGGUUUCAGCAUUGCUUCUUUCUAUCUGGCGCCACUGCCGGUGUUUUCUUUUGUUUCUUUUUUUUUUUUUCACCACACACUCUUAUAUUCUGUUUUCUUUUCUCAGUUGUAUGUUUUUGAUUCCUUGUAAUUUUCUGCUACUGUUCUUUAUCUUUUUUUUUUCUUUUUCUUUGUGGGCCAUGGUUAUAGUCUGGAGCAUUUGACGGUACGCUGCUGCAAAGAGCGAAUGUUGCGUCAUGUAGAUUCAAACAGCAACAACAGGUAUAUAUUGCAUUGCAUGUCCUGGAUC
Molecule: messenger RNA, 1955 nt
Organism: Trichoderma virens Gv29-8
Lineage: Eukaryota; Fungi; Ascomycota; Sordariomycetes; Hypocreales; Hypocreaceae
Exons: 3
Coding region: 1-1485 (494 amino acids)
Biological process (GO): intracellular glucose homeostasis; glycolytic process; glucose 6-phosphate metabolic process
Cellular component (GO): mitochondrion; cytosol
Molecular function (GO): fructokinase activity; D-glucose binding; ATP binding
Source: RefSeq, a predicted model, not a curated record